UGACAGUCGAUGCGUAGUGGAUGCGGACCGCGAAAGGCCGGGUCUCAACUUACACACGGAGAAGUCAUUUAUUCCACACGCAAACUAAAUCACAUUUCCACCGGACUGACGACCCUGUAUGUGUCUAGCCUGUGAACACGCUAAGCGAAGGCACCAUUAUCUCUUGUGCCGUGUGAGAUAAGCAUAUUGUACUGUAUAAAACUCGCGUGUACGUACGCCGGUUGUUUCAAUUGCUGCUCGGUGCUGAAGCGCGUAGGACGUCGUUUCGUACGUGGGUUUGCCGUUCUGUUUGUGCUUGUGCUCUAGAGUGAAGUGUGAAGUGUGGAAGCAGACAUGGCAUCGAAGGUUCCAUUUGUGACGCUUAACAACGGGCAGAAGAUUCCCAUGCUCGGGCUGGGAACCUGGGGCUCCCCUCCCGGCGAGGUUGCCCAGGCCGUGAAGGAUGCGAUCGAUAUCGGGUACCGCCAUAUCGAUUGUGCCCACGUUUACCAGAACGAGCACGAGGUGGGCGAAGGGGUGAAGGCCAAAAUCGACGAAGGAGUCGUGAAGCGUGAGGAUCUCUUCAUUACCAGCAAGCUGUGGAACACCUUCCACCGGCCCGAUCUGGUCGAAGGUGCUUGCCGUACGACGCUCAAGAACCUCGGGCUGGAGUACAUCGAUCUGUACCUGAUUCACUGGCCGAUGGGUUACCGUGAGGGGGCGGAACUGUUCCCGCAGGACGCGAACGGCAAAACCGCUUACUCGGACGUGGAUUACGUCGAUACGUACAAAGCGAUGGAAAAGCUGGUCGGACUCGGACUGGUGAAAAGCAUCGGCAUUUCCAACUGCAAUUCGAAGCAGGUGGAGCGUGUCCUGGCAGCGGCCACCAUUAAGCCGGUUACCAACCAGGUCGAAUGCCAUCCGUACCUGACGCAAAGCAAACUGUCCCCGUUCUGUGCCGAGCGUGGGCUGGUGAUUACUGCGUACAGCCCGCUCGGUUCGCCGAACCGUCCCUGGGCCAAGCCGGACGAUCCGCAGUUGAUGGAGGAUCCGAAGAUUGUCGAGCUGGCGAAGAAGUACAGCAAAACGCCGGCACAGAUCCUUAUCCGCUAUCAGAUUCAGCGCGGUCAUGUGGUUAUUCCGAAGUCGGUGACGAAAUCGCGCAUCGCGUCCAACUUUGAUGUGUUCGAUUUCGAGCUGACCAAGGACGAUGUGGCGCUGAUCGAUACGUUCGACUGCAAUGGACGGCUGGUACCGAUCACGAGUGCUGCCGGACAUCCGCAUCAUCCGUUCGAGAACGACGAGUUUUAAUAUGUUGUUACAUCAUUGUGAAUUUAAAUUUGAAAGCAUCACUUAACCGUUUAAUAAAUCACCUACAUAGAGCGUAUACAUUCCUUGGCUUUGUAUAAUUGGAAUACAAAGUGAAGUAAAAAAACAAACA
This is a messenger RNA of Anopheles stephensi (Asian malaria mosquito), 1420 nucleotides long. RefSeq names its product aldo-keto reductase family 1 member B1-like. The record is from RefSeq and is a predicted model, not a curated record. Bases 334 to 1290 code for a protein of 318 amino acids. Gene Ontology annotation, cellular component: cytosol. The transcript has 3 exons. NCBI's taxonomy places the organism in Eukaryota, Metazoa, Arthropoda, Insecta, Diptera, Culicidae. Gene Ontology annotation, molecular function: aldose reductase (NADPH) activity.